AUGGCUUUGAUGCGUGCCGCAGAAUGCAAAGCCAACUGGGAAUCACACCAGAUUAUUCUGCCGUCUUCGCUCAUCCGACUCGUGUCCCGGCAAGAAAACUAUGACCGACAGAGGCCGACGCUGCAGCAGGCCUGGAAAUACGCUCCUGUAUUUGGAACUGACAAGCGAAGUCUCAAAGAACUGUUCGACUACUUGGAUCUCCCGGUCGAGAGACGAAAAUAUAGGUGGGAGAGAGUAAAGAAGUUGGGAUCUCUCGGGCAGGCUGAUUAUCAACACCCUGCCAGUUGUGAUCCUCUAUUUUGUAAGAAUCCGAUCGUGCGAGAUUCCCUAGAAUGGCAGGAAAGGUGA
Molecule: messenger RNA, 348 nt
Organism: Rhinocladiella mackenziei CBS 650.93
Lineage: Eukaryota; Fungi; Ascomycota; Eurotiomycetes; Chaetothyriales; Herpotrichiellaceae
Exons: 1
Coding region: 1-348 (115 amino acids)
Source: RefSeq, a predicted model, not a curated record